GAGAAGUGGUUGGAGAACUGAGUCCUGGGGCAAUCCAAUAAUCAAAUGUGCCAAAUGCUGCUGACAGAUGGAGUAAAAUGAGGACUGGGAACGACCAUUGGAAGUCACUGGUGCAGGAUACAUUGCGGUCAGCGGUGAGAAGAAAAGCUGGAUUGGGUUAUGCUCAACGUAGAUGGAUUUCUUCAGGAAAUAAAUUGAUACGUGCGGGGGAUUUAAAAUGGGGGAGUCCGGAAGUGGUGGUUCACGCCUACAAUCCCAGCACUUUCGGUGGCCGAGGCGGGCGGAUCACUUGGUAUCAAGAGCUCGAGAUGAGCCUCGCCAACACGGUGAAACCCUGUCUCUACCAAAAAUACAAAAAAAGAAAAAAAAAUAGCUGUAACCCCAACUACUCGGGAGGCUGAGGCACGAGAAUAGCUUGAAUCCCGGAGACUGAGGUUGCAGCGAGCCGAAAUCGCGCCACUGCAGUCCAGCCUGGGCGAAAGAGAGAGACUCCGUCUCAAAGAAAAAAACAACAAAAAAACCCUGCAUGUCUAUAUUUUCGAAUUUGUAUGUAAGACGUCUUAAUUGUAUGCGUUAAAUUAAAAAAGGACAAAAGGAAUGGAACUACCAGCAGCGACUAAGUCAGUAAAAGAGUGGUAAUUGGGAAGGGGGUGGAAUAUACGCAGGCGCAAUAGCAAGCGUUUCUUUUGGAGGUUAUUUUCGUGUCAUAAAUUUCUAAAUUCACGUUGUCUUACAAGAGCAUGUUAAACAUUAAAACAUAAGAUUGUUUCUGGUCAAUAAGGGGUCUAUAAAAAAUAAAGCAAUAAGGUGUCUUGUUUAAUUUUAUGCCUUAAUUAAAAAAGAAAUAAACGGAACCCUCAGCUAUGACUUUUGAGAGUCAGUAACGGGGGGAUGGGAGGAGUCAAAUAUACGUAGGCGCAACAGCGAGGGAUCGGUCUGAGGCGGAUCUAGAAUUUCGUUAAAGGACAGCUAGUACAGCCAAUCAAGGACAGAGUCGGUGGCUUCUUCCCGGAGGAGACCGGAAGUUGGUUUCGGCUGCAGAGGGGAAGGCGGCUACCAGUGUAAAGCCAGAGCUGAGGUUCUUGAUAGUCCACAAUGGGUGAACCACAGCAAGUGAGUGCACUUCCACCACCUCCAAUGCAAUAUAUCAAGGAAUAUACGGAUGAAAAUAUUCAAGAAGGCUUAGCUCCCAAGCCUCCCCCUCCAAUAAAAGACAGUUACAUGAUGUUUGGCAAUCAGUUCCAAUGUGAUGAUCUUAUCAUCCGCCCUUUGGAAAGUCAGGGCAUCGAACGGCUUCAUCCUAUGCAGUUUGAUCACAAGAAAGAACUGAGAAAACUUAAUAUGUCUAUCCUUAUUAAUUUCUUGGACCUUUUAGAUAUUUUAAUAAGGAGCCCUGGGAGUAUAAAGCGAGAAGAGAAACUAGAAGAUCUUAAGCUGCUUUUUGUACACGUGCAUCAUCUUAUAAAUGAAUACCGACCCCACCAAGCAAGAGAGACCUUGAGAGUCAUGAUGGAGGUCCAGAAACGUCAACGGCUUGAAACAGCUGAGAGAUUUCAAAAGCACCUGGAACGAGUAAUUGAAAUGAUUCAGAAUUGCUUGGCUUCUUUGCCUGAUGAUUUGCCUCAUUCAGAAGCAGGAAUGAGAGUAAAAACUGAACCAAUGGAUGCUGAUGAUAGCAACAAUUGUACUGGACAGAAUGAACAUCAAAGAGAAAAUUCAGGUCAUAGGAGAGAUCAGAUUAUAGAGAAAGAUGCUGCCUUGUGUGUCCUAAUUGAUGAGAUGAAUGAAAGACCAUGAAAGAUGUUUCUUUUUCUUUUUUUCCUUUUGAUAAUAGCAUCAUAUAUUAGUUCAUUUUCUUUUGGACAGUCUUAAGAGAAGUUUCACUAAAAAUGUAAACAGCUUUAAUCUUGACUCCAACUUUUUCAAUUAUGAGAUGUCAUAGGCAGUAAUUUCGCUGUAUAACAAGCAUAGACAAAUGAGUAUCCCUGCACUAAGAAGAAUCACUUUAAAAAGCAAAGUGUUAGCUGCUGUUGUAUGGGACAUUCCUAUGUUUUAGAGUUGCAGUAAAACUUUGAUGAUAACCUCAAUAAUAGCAAAGUUUUCGUCUUUGAAAAGGGGAUUUAGCAUUUGCUUUAAGAAUGAUAGAUAAAUGGAUAUCAAGCUCUAUAAAUGUAAAACUAUGAAAUCUUUAGACUUAUUCCAUUAAAAAUUUUGCUUAAGCUCCAAAAAGUAGCGUAACAUGUUGAUAGAGAGGAGCCCAGUAGAGUUAUAAAAUAGAAACUUCAUUUUUUCCUCAUGACUGCUUCUGUAAACCCACUAGCUCAGUCUUUUCUCCCUAUCCUGAAUGGACUGUUGCAGGGAAGUCCCAUAAAUUGUUUUUUUUUUUUUUUUCAGUCACUCAGGUAAUAAGUCCUUUGGUCAUUUUAAGUUACAGACAUUAAUUUUAGUAAUUAAGAUGUCUGUGUCAUUAGCUACACAUUUUCUUUAAAGCUAAGCUCAGACUUGUUUAAGUCCAUAAUGGGAAAGGGGUGUGAUGGCAGAGACUGCUAGGUGUCUGCCAAAGAUUCUUGCUCUUUGAAGAUAUGUUGUCAAGAUGUGGCAACCCAGCCAGGGACAUUUCCCUACUCACAGCAUCUCUGUGAGAACAUAUGACUAAGUUGUAGGCGGUGAAAUGUGGGCAUAGGAAUCCAGGCUUGCCCCAUAAACAUUUCUUGCAUGAUCCUCCAUUCUCUUCUCCCAGCUGCUGGUUGGACGGUCGUAUCCAGGAUAAGUUUGGAAGCCACCGAAGAUGGCAAAGAUUGUCAGUCUGGUUCUUUGAAUGACCGUGAGGACUAAGUCUUCCUUUCAGUAACUCCACUCUGCCCCUAGCUAAUUGGACUUUAUAUGAGCACGUUCUUCUCUUCUUCCCCCGACUGUCCAUCUGCUCUUCCACCAAGGUGUUAGUGGAGAGUUGACCUUGUGUCUGAGGAUCUCUGCCUGCCGUUUUCUUAAUGUAGGCCCGUGGUUCUUAAAGUGUGUGGUCCUGGACCAGCAGCAUUGGUAUCACUUGGGGACUUACUAGAAAUAAAAGUUUUAGUAUAAUCCAUAGGUUCAGAAAAAUAAAAAAUAAAUGAGGGUUCUCUGGCUCCAUCCCAGACCUUUUGAACCAGAAACUUCUGGGUGUAGGUCCCAGCAAGCUGUAUUUUAAGAAGCCUAUGUGAUUAUGAUACAUGCUCAAGAUUAAGAACCAUUGAGGCUGGGUGCAGUGGCCCACUCCUGUAAUCCCAGCACUUCGGGAGGCUGAGGCUGGUGGAUCACCUGAAGUCAGGAGUUCGAGACCAGCCUGACCAACAUGGGGAGAUCCCAUCUCUACUAAAAUACAAAAUUAGCUGGGCUUGGUGGCGCAUGCCUGUAAUCCCAGCUACUCGGGAGGCUGAGGCAGGGAGAAUCACUUGAAUCUGGGAGGCAGAGGUUGUGGUGAGCUGAGAUUGCACCAUUGCACUCCAGCCUAGGCAACAAGAGCAAAACUCCAUCUCAAAAACAAAAAAGCACCAUUGAGAGGCAAUGCCUUUCCCCAGAUGUCUACUUUCUUAUUUCUUCCGUAGCCCCUGGUUUCUAGCAUAGGGAUUUGCUCAAUUAAACUUUCAUUGGUCCUAGAGCUAGCAAAAUUCACAUUAAAAUGAUUAUAAGGGG
Pan troglodytes (chimpanzee) is the source of this 3672-nucleotide messenger RNA. RefSeq names its product mediator complex subunit 7 (gene MED7). The transcript is spliced from 2 exons. The record is from RefSeq and is a predicted model, not a curated record. The coding region runs from base 1096 to 1797 and encodes 233 amino acids. Gene Ontology annotation, molecular function: transcription coregulator activity. Gene Ontology annotation, biological process: regulation of transcription by RNA polymerase II. Lineage: Eukaryota; Metazoa; Chordata; Mammalia; Primates; Hominidae. Gene Ontology annotation, cellular component: mediator complex.